AUCAUAUCCAAAAAGCCACUUCCGUGUCCAACGCUAAUAUUCUAACGGUUAUGGUGUUCUGUCAACCUGAACGGCAGUAAAAUGGUGCAGUGCUGUGUCCCGUGUUGUAACAACAGAAACGAUGUCAACAAAACUAUAUCGUAUUACUGAUUUCCCCUCGACGAAGAAGAGAGGAAGAGAUGGCUGAAGUUGAUACGGCGUGACAAGUUCAACAACUACAACUCCAGGGUUUGUGGGUGGCAUUUUCCUGAUGGAAAAGCAGCUGGGCCAACGCGGUCUGCAUGGAACGAUGGAAAGGCUUUCCCCGAUCAUAUCCCCACCAAACGAAAAAAAGGAAUGGUCCCUGCGAGCGUGGAGGAAGAAGGAACAGCUGGACCAGCCCUAAACCACCUUGACGUUGCUACACAGACCCCCGGUACUUCAAGUGUUGUGGUGCUUGAAAUUGAAAAUGAUAUGCUGAGAAAAGAAAAUGACCAACUGAAACAAGAAUUGGAGAAACAAAAACAAACAUUUUCAUUCAGUCAAAUCUCCUCCCACCCUGACAAAGUCAGUUACUACACUGGCUUGCCAGAUGUUGCCACUGUCCUCUUUUUGGAAGCCCUUCUCUCCAAAUUUGAUCUCCAGUAUCAUUUUGAUUGGAAUGUACAAAUUAUGCCCCUUAUCGAUCAGCUACUCCUGACUUUGAUGAAGCUCCGACUGAAUUGUGGCAUCCUAGACCUUGCAACAAGGUUCAAUUGCUGCCGUGCCACAGUCACAAACAUCUUCACCACCAUCAGCAGUGCACUGUACGACAUUUUGUAUGUCGGCAUGAUGGAAAACAACAUCCCCUCCAGAGUCAAGAACCAAACCUCCCUGCCAGAUUGCUUCCAGCCAUUUCCUGACUGUCGGAUUGUGCUUGACUGCACUGAAGUGGCUGUCUCCAACACAGAAAGACUGGACACCCAGAGUCAUCUGUACAGUCAUUACAAAGGACGCACCACACUUAAAGCUCUGAUUGGCAUGGCUCCUCAGACAAGGUGAUAACAGCUGACUGCGGAGUACUCCAACAGCUAGAACCAGGUGAUACGGUGAUGGCAGAUAAGGGAUUCACUAUUCGUGACAUUUUGCCUGAGGGAGUGUCACUGAACAUCCCAACGUUUCUGGUCAAUGGACAGUUCACAGUGCAGGAAGUUAACCACAACAGACUCGUUGCCAGUGCAAGGAUUCAUGUGGAGCGUUCUAUACAACGUCUGAAAGCGUUUGAUAUUUUGACCUACAUCCCAUAUCAGUAUAAGAAGCAUGCCAACAAGAUCCUUAAAGUAUGUGUUUGUCUUACAAAUUUACAGACGCCCAUUCUCCGUGAAAUAGCAUGAAUUGUCUGUCACAACAUUUUCAAGUGUCCUUGCUUAAAUCAUUAGAACAAUGGUUGUGAUUUGAAAGACACCACAGCAAUUCAUGCUUGAAACUGAAAUCCUUAAA
This is a messenger RNA of Alosa sapidissima (American shad), 1458 nucleotides long. RefSeq lists its product as uncharacterized. Lineage: Eukaryota; Metazoa; Chordata; Actinopteri; Clupeiformes; Clupeidae. The record is from RefSeq and is a predicted model, not a curated record. Bases 337 to 1020 code for a protein of 227 amino acids. The transcript has 2 exons.